CGCCAGAGAGCAAUGAUGGGGGAGGAGUUUCCCCCCUUAUCUUGGCGGGUCGCACUUAAGCUUUUUCCUUCACCAAGAUGGCGGCUGUCCCUUCGUAUUCGGCGUAGAUGUGUUGUGAGCCCCUACAGAAGCUGGCAGGCUGACAGACAGACAGCUCACAGGACGGACUUUCUGGCUACUGACCAUUUAGCUGUGGCAUACCCGGAUUGUGUGUGGGUGGGAAAUCGACCAUGAGCUCCGUGGCAGUUUUGACCCAGGAAAGUUUUGCUGAACAUCGCAGUGGCCUUGCGCAACAGCAGGUGAAAGUUGCAGCUUUAAAUGCUGAAGAAGAGAAUGACCCUCCAACUUACAAGGAUGCCUUCCCUCCUCUCCCUGAGAAAGCAGCAUGUUUGGAACCAGCCCAGGAACCUGCUGGUGCCUGGAGCAAAAUCCGACCAAUCAAGGCUUCUGUCAUCACUCAGGUGUUCCAUGUGCCACUGGAAGAGAGGAAAUACAAGGACAUGAACCAGUUUGGGGAAGGCGAGCAGGCCAAAAUUUGCCUGGAUAUCAUGCAGAAGACGGGGGCUCACCUGGAGCUGUCUCUCGCAAAGGAUCAGGGACUCUCAAUCAUGGUCUCUGGCAAGCUAGAAGCAGUGAUGAAGGCUCGGAAGGAGAUUGUAGCUCGGCUUCAGACACAGGCUUCAGCAACAGUGGCUAUUCCCAAAGAGCAUCAUCGCUUUGUCAUUGGUAAGAACGGAGAGAAGUUGCAGGACCUUGAGCUCAAAACUGCCACAAAGAUCCACAUCCCCCGCACGGAUGACCCCAGCAUCCAGAUCAAGAUCACUGGCACCAAGGAAGGGAUUGAGAAGGCUCGUCAUGAGAUCCUGCUUAUCUCCGCUGAGCAGGAUAAACGUGCAGUUGAGAGGCUUGAACUGGAGAAGGUAUACCAUCCUUUCAUUGCUGGCCCUUUCAACAAGCUGGUGAGUGAGAUCAUGCAGGAGACAGGGACACGCAUAAACAUCCCACCUCCCAGUGUCAACAGAACGGAAAUAGUCUUCACUGGAGAGAAGGAGCAGCUGGCCCAAGCAGUGGCUCGUGUUAAGAAGAUCUAUGAGGAGAAGAAAAAGAAGACUACCACCAUUGCCGUGGAGGUGAAGAAGUCCCAGCACAAGUACGUCAUCGGCCCCAAGGGGAACUCCUUGCAGGAGAUCUUGGAGAAAACUGGAGUCUCGGUCGAGAUCCCACCCACUGACAGCAGCUCGGAGACUGUGAUACUGCGUGGCGAACCUGAAAAGCUUGGGCAGGCAUUGACUGAAGUCUAUGCUAAGGCCAACAGUUUCACAGUCUCCUCUGUCUCUGCCCCCUCUUGGCUUCAUCGUUUCAUCAUUGGCAAGAAAGGACAAAACCUGGCCAAAAUCACCCAACAGAUGCCAAAGGUUCACAUAGAGUUCACUGAGGGAGAGGAUAAAAUCACUCUGGAGGGACCCACAGAGGAUGUGAAUGUUGCUCAAGAACAGAUUGAGAGCAUGGUCAAGGAUCUGAUCAACCGAAUGGAUUAUGCUGAAAUCAGUAUUGACCAUAAAUUCCACAGACAUCUCAUUGGAAAAAGUGGAGCAAACAUCAACAGGAUUAAGGAUCAGUAUAAAGUGUCUGUGCGAAUCCCUCCAGACAAUGAGAAGAGCAACCUCAUCAGAAUUGAAGGAGAUCCUCAGGGAGUUCAAGAGGCCAAGAGAGAGCUGCUGGAACUCGCGUCACGUAUGGAAAAUGAACGUACUAAGGACCUGAUCAUUGACCAGAAAUUUCAUAGAACUAUCAUUGGACAGAAGGGUGAAAGGAUUCGGGAUACCAGGGACAAAUUUCCAGAGGUUAUCAUCAACUUCCCGGACCCAUCACACAAGAGUGACAUUGUUCAGCUUAGAGGACCCAAGAAUGAGGUAGAAAAAUGCACAAAGUACAUGCAGAAGGUGGUGGCCGAUCUGGUCGAAAACAGCUUUUCUAUUUCUGUUCCUAUCUUCAAACAAUUCCAUAAGAACAUAAUUGGAAAAGGAGGUGCAAAUAUAAAAAAGAUCCGUGAGGAAUGCAACACCAAGAUUGAUCUUCCGGCGGAGAAUAGCAAUUCGGAGACUAUUAUCAUUACAGGCAAAAGAGCCAACUGUGAAGCUGCCCGCAACCGGAUUCUCUCCAUCCAAAAAGAGUUGGCUAACAUUGUGGAGGCAGAGGUCUCUAUCCCUUCCAAACUGCACAAUUCUCUCAUUGGUGCCAAAGGUCGUUUCAUCCGGUCCAUUAUGGAGGAGUGUGGUGGGGUUCACAUCCACUUCCCCACAGAAGGCUCCGGUAGUGAUACGGUCACCAUCCGGGGCCCGGCCCAGGAUGUUGAGAAGGCCAAGAAACAGCUGCUGCAACUGGCAGAGGAAAAGCAAACCAAGAGUUAUACUGUAGACUUGCGUGCCAAGCCAGAGUACCACAAAUUUUUGAUUGGCAAAGGAGGUGGUAACAUUCGCAAGGUGCGUGACAAUACGGGUGCCCGUAUUAUCUUCCCCACUUCAGAGGACAAAGAUCAGGAGCUGAUUACUAUCAUGGGAACAGAGGAAGCUGUCAAGGAUGCCCAAAAGGAGCUGGAGAUACUCAUCAAGAAUCUGGAUAAUGUUGUUGAAGAUUCCAUGACUGUGGAUCCCAAACACCACCGACACUUUGUCAUCCGGAAGGGGCAGGUACUACGAACCAUAGCAGAGGAGUAUGGGGGUGUGAUGGUCAGCUUUCCACGCCCUGGCACACAGAGUGACAAGGUCACCCUUAAAGGAGCAAAGGAUUGUGUUGAAGCUGCAAAGAAACGUAUCCUGGAGAUAAUUGAUGACUUGGAAGCUCAGGUGACCAUAGAAUGUACCAUUCUUCAGAAGUAUCACCGCUCCAUCAUGGGCCCCAAAGGCUCCAGGAUCCAACAGAUCACCCGUGACCAUGGUGUUCAGAUCAAAUUCCCAGACCGGGAGGAGAACACAGCAGCCCCCACUGCUGAAUUAGCAGUACAGGAAAAUGGCAAAGAGAGUGGCGAAGGGAAAGAGUCCAAAGAAGCAGAACCUGGCUCUCCAAAGAAAUGUGAUACCAUUAUAAUCUCUGGCCGUCGAGAGAAAUGUGAGGCAGCGAAAGAGGCCCUACAGGCUCUUGUUCCAGUUACUAUUGAAGUAGAAGUUCCCUUUGACCUUCAUCGUUUCAUCAUUGGUCAGAAGGGCGUUGGAAUCCGGAAAAUGAUGGAUGAGUUUGAGGUAAACAUUCAGGUCCCUGCCCCAGAGUUUCAGUCUGACAUGAUCUCUAUAAGUGGGCUUGCUGCUAACCUUGAUCGUGCCAAGGCCAGACUACUAGAGAGAGUGAAGGAGCUGCAAGCUGAACAAGAAGAUCGGGCCUUGCGAAACUUUAAGCUUAUAGUCACCGUGGACCCCAAGUACCACCCUAAGAUCAUUGGUAGGAAGGGGGCUGUGAUCACUCAAAUCCGCACAGAGCAUGAUGUGACCAUUCAGUUUCCAGACAAGGAUGAUGAAUCCCAGGCCCAGGAUCAGAUCACCAUCACUGGCUAUGAGAAGAACACCGAGUCUGCCCGAGAUGCCAUCUUGAAGAUUGUCGGUGAGCUGGAGCAGAUGGUCUCUGAAGACAUUACUCUAGACCAUCGUGUUCACGCUCGCAUUAUUGGAGCACGUGGGAAAGCCAUCCGCAAGAUCAUGGAUGAAUUCAAGGUGGAUAUCCGUUUCCCCCAGAGUGGAGCUGCCGAUCCUAACUGUGUGACAGUGACUGGACUCCCUGACAACGUGGAGGAAGCCAUUGAUCAUAUCCUGAACCUAGAGGAGGAAUAUCUGGCUGACGUAGUAGACAAUGAGGCAAUGCAAGUCUACAUGAAACCACCUGCCCAUGAAGAAGCCAAGGCUGCAUCGAAGGGAUUUGUGGUCCGAGAUGCACCUUGGGCCUCCGGCAACACUGAGAAGGCCCCUGACAUGAGCAGUUCUGAAGAUUUCCCUAGUUUCGGAGCUCAGGUGGCCCCCAAGACUCUACCUUGGGGUCCCAAGCGGUAAUGACUUGGAAACAGCAAUCUUGUCCAGCCACCUGCCACAAGGUUUCCUUCCCGAAUUCUGACCUAGUGGCUGGAUCGAGCACAGAUUUCCCAUGGGGGUCUCUUAAUGAAACUAGAGUGCUACCCCCUUCUGAGGUUCUCUCUUGUCCCUGUGCUUAGGUCUCACUAUGCUUCAGUUUGACUUCCCUUCCUCCUUGCCCCGGAAGAAGCGUUCCAUGUUCAUUCACACCUAAAAUACAUACUUUUUUUUUCUUUGAAACUUCAGCCUCUCACUUUCAUGUUGGCCAUGGUGUCGUAACCAAACCUCCCAGGUACAAAGCACUCUAGCCUCCAUUAGGAGAUCUCCUUACUGUGGCUAGGAAUCUACUUCCUGUCUCUCAACCUCAGGAAACACAUUUCCUUGACUUUCUACAAAGCCAAAAUAUUUGCUCUUCCCCCUCCUGCUCUGUUUCUCCAAGGCCUUACCUUUGUAGAGUGCAAUCAACUUUCCCUUUCAACUGCCAAAAAACAAACUCACACCUAUCUAAUACUGCUAUUGGAGAGGAGAAGGGAUAGAAGAUUGGCCAGAAAUGAUAGGUGGAGAGGGAGUCUACCAUGGAGUUGGGGCCCCCAGAAAGGACAUGUGGCUCUUGCUCUGCUAGUCUGCACCACUGAGUGUACCAACAUUCUUCCGUUCUGGUGCGAGUAUCAAAUAGCAUCACCAGUAUCCCAUUCUCCACCCCUCCCCUGCCCCGCCACUGCCAUCCCAGUGACUUUGUAUUCUUCCUUCCCAACAAUAAUAUGGCUAAAUGGAGCCAGAAAACCGACAGUAUUAUUGGGUCUAACAAAACUAGGUUCAGCCAAAAGUGCCAUGGUAGCAUACCACAGAAAAUGAUGGGUAAUAGAAUGCUGUUAAGAGGGCAUAUUACCCUUCUGCCCCUGCCCCCUCCCAGCUUGAUAGUGAUGGCAUGUAAGUACCAGGGUUAAGGGUGUGUCUUUUGCUUUUUACUAUUGCCUUCUUUCUACCUCAAGCCAGUAUGACAGUGGCCUGCUUCUUCAGACUGUUGUUCCUCAACAAGUAGAGGGGUGUGUGUGUGUGUGUGUGUGUGUGUGUGUGUGUGUGUGUGUGUGUGUGUGGCUUCAGCCAGGAUAUGUGGCAUCAAGCUUGCCCUCCUACAAAGAUGGUCUUAAUCGCAACCCCCUAAUUUGGCCUGUAGUCUUAUUGACAAAGGUUUGCUUUGGAGGGAGGCAGAUAAGGAGUGACCCUCACUUAAACUGAAGGGAAACUAAAUGUUGUUUGGUCUUAAAUGAAGCCUCUCUUGAGGGGGAGGAGAGGAUACCUAUAUUCAGCAAAAGCCUUCUGUAGUCUGGCAGCAAGUGGACUGUCAUGUCGUCUUGAUUCCAGUAGUUUCUGUAUCAUAGCCGCUGCCAUAAACCAAUACUGUAUAAGGCUGCUUGUAUUUAAAGCUGCUCUUCCAACCCAUUACAUGGCAUUUUAUCUUUUCUGCUGAAGGUGCUGGGGGCGGCGCUGGGUCCUAUGCCAACUCUGACCUCUGCCUACCACCUUCCCCUCCCCUGCCAAGAGCUUUUCUGAGCCAUUAGCUAGGAUCCAUAGCCCCAGGGUCAAUCCCCCAUCCCCAUCAUGCAAAGCUCUUUCUGCUAGACCGCUCCCCUAACAAUGAUAGAAAGCAUCUCACUUAAGUGAAGGGAGAGAUGAGUUUCUCUGUGGUAAUUCUGCUUUAAAGAGUGGGCAGGACAAGCCCUAUCGCCAUCUGAGCAGGAGACUGAAACAGGGUAGUAGUGUUUAAUGUCUUGCCAGUGGUACCUGGUGUCUGAAUGUCACACAUCACGUGCACAUGUGUUUUAGGCUUGAACUGCCAUUGAGCAUGGCCCCGACCCUGCCAUUUGUUCAAACUGUUUGGGAGUAUUCCCCACCCGCUCUGUCCCAUGUAGUCUGCAGCAGAUGCUCUGUGGAGAUGUGCUCCAUGUCCUCUUAAUGUCUUCCAUAUUAUGUUUCCAUGGCAAUGAUCCCUUGGCCUUAACUUUGGAAUUUGGAGAUUAUAUGCAAAACAUGUAUAAAGGCUCAUGAGUAUGGAUGACACUGGAAUUUUAUAAAUUCUAAAAAAUAAAAUCUGAAACAGC
Hemicordylus capensis (graceful crag lizard) is the source of this 6157-nucleotide messenger RNA. RefSeq names its product high density lipoprotein binding protein (gene HDLBP). The record is from RefSeq and is a predicted model, not a curated record. NCBI's taxonomy places the organism in Eukaryota, Metazoa, Chordata, Lepidosauria, Squamata, Cordylidae. Gene Ontology annotation, cellular component: nucleus; cytoplasm. The transcript has 28 exons. The coding region runs from base 231 to 4037 and encodes 1268 amino acids. Gene Ontology annotation, molecular function: mRNA binding.